Mercurialis annua (annual mercury) is the source of this 1157-nucleotide messenger RNA. RefSeq names its product reticulon-like protein B8. Bases 164 to 904 code for a protein of 246 amino acids. The transcript has 6 exons. Lineage: Eukaryota; Viridiplantae; Streptophyta; Magnoliopsida; Malpighiales; Euphorbiaceae. The record is from RefSeq and is a predicted model, not a curated record.
UUGUAGUAAAUGGGCAAAUUGAAAGUGACCAUUUUUUAUAUUUAAAAAUAAGAUUCCAGCACGCCUUUUUUAUUCUCUGCUCAAACUCUUAUCUUUUUGACUGCGUGUUCAUCAUCGUUCUCUGCCUUAUUUUUUCUUACCCUCUCCUUUUCAGAUUGACACUAUGAAUGAGAAAAUUACAGCAGAGAAUAUUUUGACAAACCUAGCAGAAACCCUUGCUGACAAUGUUACAAAGCAGAAGUCUGUAUCCUUUUUCCAGGAAGAGACGAGUACUGUAACUGCUCGUUUAAAUCGUCUAUUUGGACGUCAGAAGCCUGUUCAUCAUCUUUUAGGAGGCGGGAAGUCUGCUGAUGUACUCCUGUGGAGGAACAAGAAGAUCUCAGCUAGUGUACUAAGUGGUGCAACGGCCAUCUGGGUGCUCUUUGAAUGGCUUAAUUAUCAUUUUCUAACUCUCGUAUUCCUUGCGCUGGUUCUUGGUAUGGUUGCUCAGUUUAUUUGGACAAAUGCUUCAGGAUUAUUGAACAGGUCGCGUUCUAAGGUCCCCCGCCUUGUGUUACCUGAUGAGGUGUUUGUAAGUAUUGGUAGAACAAUUGGAGCUGAGGUAAACCAUGCUUUACAGUUUCUUCAGGAUGUAUCAUGUGGAGGAGAUCUGAAACAAUUUCUUUUGAUUGUAGUAAGCUUAUGGAUUUCUGCUGUCAUUGGGAGCUGGUGCAAUUUUUUAACUGUUCUAUACAUUGGUUUUGUUGCUGCGCACACACUGCCGGUGGUUUACGAGAAAUAUGAUGAUCAAAUAGAUGAGUUUGUGUACAAUAUACUUCAACAGCUGCAAGGUCACUACCGUAAGCUCGAUACGGGUCUACUCAGUAAGAUACCUAAAGGAAAGCUCGGGAAAAAACAUGAAUAGAGCUUCAUUUCCAUAUCCUUCGUUUGAAUGUAUUUCAUAAUUAUCAGUUUGUAGGAUGCUGUGAUUUUAUUAGUGUUUAGUUCUAUUCCUACAAAUACUUCUCCAAUCUCAUUUGAUUUGCUCGGAAGCUAUGAACCUGAAGUCUACAGGGAAGACUGUAAAUUUAAUAUUUUCCAAAGGAACAUCUAGGGCCAAUCUAUGAAGAUUAUGAAAAUUGUAACCUACUCCAUCAUGUAGGGAUGUGCAGUGCUAA